This is a messenger RNA of Grammomys surdaster, 1110 nucleotides long. RefSeq names its product H-2 class I histocompatibility antigen, L-D alpha chain-like. The record is from RefSeq and is a predicted model, not a curated record. Lineage: Eukaryota; Metazoa; Chordata; Mammalia; Rodentia; Muridae. Gene Ontology annotation, cellular component: external side of plasma membrane. Gene Ontology annotation, molecular function: signaling receptor binding; peptide antigen binding. Gene Ontology annotation, biological process: immune response; antigen processing and presentation of endogenous peptide antigen via MHC class I via ER pathway, TAP-independent; antigen processing and presentation of endogenous peptide antigen via MHC class Ib. Bases 4 to 1095 code for a protein of 363 amino acids. The transcript has 7 exons.
UCCAUGCAGCCUGCGGGACUCAGACUUCCCGGAUCCCAGAUGCGGGCGAUGGCGCCGCGCACGCUGCUCCUGCUGCUGGCUGCCGCCCUGGCUCUGACCCAGACCCGAGCAGGCUCACACUCGAUGCGGUAUUUCCACACCGCCGUGUCCCGCCCCGGCCUCGGGGAGCCCCGGUUCAUCUCUGUCGGCUACGUGGACGACACGCAGUUCGUGCGCUACGACAGCGACGCGGAGAAUCCGAGGUACGAGACGCGCGCGCCGUGGAUGGAGCAGGAGGGGCCGGAGUAUUGGGAGCGGAUCACACAGAGAGCCAAGAGCAAGGAGCAGAUUAACCGAGUGAACCUGAGGACCCUGCGCGGCUACUACAACCAGAGCGAGGGCGGCUCUCACACUAUCCAGUGGAUCUCCCGCUGUGAAGUAGACUGGAACGGGAGCUUCCUCCGCGGGUACAGGCAGCUCGCCUACGACGGCCGCGAUUACAUCGCCCUGAACGAAGACCUGCAGACGUGGACGGCGGCGGACACGGCGGCGCAGAUCACAAAAUGCAAGUGGGAGCAGGCUGGUUUUGCAGAGACAUAUAGGGCCUAUGUGGAGGGCGAGUGCGUGGAGUGGCUCCGCAGAUACCUGGAGCUCGGGAAGCAGACGCUGCUGCGCACAGAUGCCCCAAAGGCACAUGUGACCCAUCACCCCAGACAAGAAGGUGAUGUCACCCUGAGGUGUUGGGCCCUGGGCUUCUACCCUGCUGACAUCACUCUGACUUGGCAGUUGAAUGGGGAGGAACUGACCCAGGACAUGGAGUUUGUGCAGACCAGGCCUUCAGGGGAUGGAACCUUCCAGAAGUGGGCAUCCGUGGUGGUUCCUUCUGGGGAGGAGCAGAAAUAUACUUGCCAUGUGUACCAUGAGGGGCUGCCUCAGCCCCUCAGCCUGAGAUGGGAGCCUCCUUCAUCCACUGACUCUAACAUGAUAAUCAUUGCUGUUCUGGGUGUCCUUGGACCUGUGGCCAUCAUUGGAGCUGUGGUGGCUUUUGUGAUGAUGAGAAGGAGAAACACAGGUGGAAGAGGAGGAGACUGUGGUCCAGCUCCAGACUUGGAGUAAACAAGCCUUGUUUGG